CACCCACUGAAGCCAAGGCACGUGAAACUGCUGUCCACUAAAAUGGGCCUGAAAGUCACGUGGGACCCACCCAAAGAUGCUACCAGUAGACCCGUGGAGCAUUACAACAUUGCCUAUGGAAAGUCACUGAAAAGUCUUAGAUACAUCAAGGUGAAUGCGGAGACAUACUCCUUCCUUAUUGACGACGUGGAGCCGGGGGUAGUGUACUUUGUGCUGGUUACUGCAGAGAACCACAGUGGAGUGAGCCGACCAGUUUACAGAGCUGAGAGCCUGCCUGGAGGUGAAUGGAUCAAGAUUGAUGGACCCUCCAUUAAGGGUCCAGCAUCAUUUAAUGAAACCGUCACAGAGAAGGAAGCGCCCAACAAGCCCCUACGUGUGCGCGUCCGGUCCUCGGACGACAGGCUGUCUGUGGCGUGGAAGGCGCCGCGCCUGUCUGGAGCCAAGAGUCCACGCAGAUCUCGGGGUUUUCUUCUGGGCUACGGGGAGAGUGGCCGGAAGAUGAAUUAUGUUCCACUGACCAGAGACGAGCGGACACACGAAAUCAAGAAGCUCGCCUCGGAAUCCGUGUACGUGGUCUCCCUGCAGUCCAUGAACUCCCAGGGCCGGAGUCAGCCAGUCUAUAGGGCUGCCCUCACGAAGCGCAAGAUCUCAGAAGAGGACGAGCUGGAUGUGCCCAAAGACAUCAGUGUCCGAGUCAUGUCAUCCCAGUCGGUGCUUGUGGCCUGGGUGGAUCCUCUCUUGGAAAAGCAGAAGAAAGUUGUUGCAUCAAGACAGUACACCGUGCGCUAUCGAGAGAAGGGGGAAUCGGCCAGGUGGGAUUACAAGCAGAUCGCCAACAGGCGCGUGCUGAUCGAGAGCCUGAUCCCAGAUACCGUGUAUGAAUUUGCAGUCCGUAUCUCCCAGGGUGAAAGAGAUGGCAAAUGGAGUACAUCUGUCUUCCAAAGAACACCGGAAUCUGCUCCGACCACUGCUCCUGAAAACCUGAAUGUGUGGCCUGUGAAUGGCAAACCUACAGUUGUCACCGUGUCCUGGGAUGCGCUGCCGGAGACUGAGGGAAGAGUGAAAGAAUACAUUCUUUCAUACGCCCCGGCUCUCAAACCAUUUGGAGCAAAGUCCCUCACCUACCCUGGACACACUACUUCUGCCCUGGUGGACGGUCUGCAGCCUGGGGAACGCUAUCUGUUCAAAAUCCGGGCGGCAAACAGGAGAGGCCCGGGGCCACACUCCAAAGCCUUCAUUGUCACUAUGCCAACAACCAGCACUAGUGAGUCUGAUGUUCAGCAGAACACCAACGAUAACUGGAAACCCAAGAAACCGGAGCCUUCCUCACCUUCUCCCAAAGAUCCAGGCAGAAAUGUCAAGGACCCUCUCCUUGACUUGAAGAACAAAAUACUGGCCAAUGGCGGGCCGCCCAGAAAACCCCAGCUCCGCCCUUGGAAGACUGAAGAGUCAGAUCGGCAGUCCACGGAGGUCACCGAUGAGGAGGAGCUGGAUUCCCUGGAAAACCCACCCAAGUUGCCUUCAGAGACCCAAGACCAGAGGCGAGCCCUAAGGCCACCAAGUAGAUCUGGCCAGUGGCUUCCAGGCAGGACUCCAGCCAGAGCCCGAAUGCCACUGCUGCCCCGGAGGGAAGGCUUAGAUAAGCGUGGCCCCUCAUUGGCCACCCAUCCUCGCCCAGCAGCUACCCCCUCUGCGGAGUCCUCUCCUGGCCACCGCCAGGCCCCCCAGGGGCCCUCUCCCCACCCUGCUGGGGGACCCUCUGACAGUUCUAUUGACAAUGACUCAGUGGACCAAGAUGAGGACAAGCAAGCUGAAGGUGCUCUCUACCCCAAGGCUGCCUCACCCCAGCAGCCGCCUUCUAAGAACCCAGCCCAGGCUCGGCCGGCCCUGUUCCCCAGCCGCCAGGGGGCCUCCAGCAUCCUGAGGGACAGAAGCCCAGUACACAACGGUGCAAAACCAGUCUUCCCUGCACGAAGGACGCCCCAGUCUGGGGCCAUGGAGGAAGAUUCCAGAGCUCCAGCCCCACCCUCGAGACUUUCCCCACCCCACAGAGGCUCAUCUCGCCUACUGCCCACCCAGCCUCACCCGGGUCCCCCUCUCUCCAGGGGCUGGAAGGAUGUUAAUGGUCAGGAGUCCCCUGCCACCAAUUACCAUGCAUCCUCACAGUCUACCCUGUCUUCCUCGGUCUCUUCUCCUCUCUCUUCCAGGACACAGGUCUCUGAGGAAGUGGACACUUCUGAUGACUGGGGAGAUGGUGACCGGACCACAGAAAACACUGGGAGGCAGGCAGAGGCCACCACCCCAAGCUUGAGGGCCCGACCUGCCUCUGGACCCCUGAGUUUGCUCCGGAACAAGGCCUUUGCCUCCAAUGGCAGGUCUUCAAACAGGCUGACCAAUGGCCGGGGGCCACGGCUGCCGCCCUCUACCUCCCCGCAGUCCACCAUGGCUUCCCGAGUCCCCUCCAGGGGUCAUUCCCAGCCAGCUUCCCACUCUAGACUUGGCUCAGAUAUCCAUGGAGAUGGGGAGGAUGAGAAGCCACUUCCAGCCACUGUGGGCAACGAUCACGUGCCCUCCUCCAGGCAGCCCACCUCUCGAGGCUGGGACUCUCUAAGAAGAGACCCCCAGAGAGGAACCAGCCUGUACCGGAAGGAGCUCACCCCUGAAAUCCCCAAAUCUGCAACAGAUGCACAUCCUCAGGGCAAAUCCUCCUCUCUGUCCUCUAAGGCACAGGACGUUCAACAGAGCACGGACGUGGACGCCGACGGUCAUUCUCCCAAAACGCAGCCAGUGUCCACGGGCCGCCAACUGUCCCCUGCUCGUCCUCCCGCAGCAAGGUCGCAGCCCUACCCUGGGUCCAGUGUUCCUAGAAGGACGGCACCUGACCACGCCUAUGAAAAGCAGCCCCCUCCACCCGUCUCCCCGCCCCGGCACCAGUCCCCCAGCCCCCAGAGCCAGGACGCAGACCGGUCACUUUCCCAGCCCAAGCUCGCCCUUGCCCAUGCAGGGCGUCCUCGCCCCACAUCGCAGGGCGGCGCCCACUCCAUCUCAGACCCUUACACAGCGAGCUCCCGAGGGGUGCUGCGCCCGGCUGCCCAGGGCCAGGACGGGGACUCCCGGAACAGCUACGAGGACAACAGCACCGAAGUCGAGGCCCCGGAUGUUCAGGUCCCCCCCGACACUGCCCGCACGAAGGAUGCCACCCCGUCCCUGUCCAAGCACCGUAAGGUGGCGUCUUCCACAGGGAAAGGUGACGACAAACCCCAGCGUGGCCCCACAGGCUUCACUCUGCGACCCAGCCGGCCAGGCGGCCCCCACUCCCGCGCCCGGGCCCCUGGCAGGGCCGGGGUCCAGGCCACACCCGGGAAGAAAGAGCCUCCUUCCAAGUGGCCCUUGCAGUCCAAGUCUCAGCAGUCAGUGUCCGCCGAGGAGGAGGAGGACGAGGAAGAGGAGGACGCGGGAUUUUUAAAAGGAGGAAAGGAGGAUCCCCUGUCUCCCUCUGUUCCAAAGUGGCCUUAUUCCUCUACCCCCAGGGGCAGCAAAUAUGCGGACGGGAGCCUUGCCAAGGACAGGACUGCCAUGGUGCUGGCUCCCCGAGGAGGGAGCUCUGCGCAGGAAGAGCACGCCACUCCUGGGAAGCGACCUCCUCUCCCACCUCUGGGAAGUCCCCCCAGAGUGGCACACCUCCCCACCAGACAACCGCCUCGCGGCUCUGCCACCCUGAGUCCCGUCCUGAGCACCCAGUCCUGGCCGCGGUACACCACUCGCGCUCCUCCCAGCUACUCCUCCACCACCCCGAUGCUCUCCUUGCGCCAGCGCAUGCAGCGCAGAUUCCGCACCCCUGUCUCGCGCCAGCCUCCGAGACCUCCUCAAGUGCAAGGUUAUAAUGGCAGACCAAAAGUAGAAGAGAAAAUACUUCCUGGUAAUAAUGGGAAACCGAAUGGACAAAGAAUUAUCAAUGGCCCUCAAGGAACAAAGUGGGUCGUGGAUCUUGACCGUGGGUUAGUGUUGAAUGCGGAAGGGAGAUACCUUCAAGAUUCACAGGGAAAUCCUCUUCGGGUGAAACUGGGCGGAGAUGGUCGCACCAUCGUUGAUCUAGGUGGGACCCCCGUGGUGAGUCCUGACGGCCUCCCACUCUUCGGGCAGGGGCGACACGGCAAACCCCUGGCCAGUGCCCAGGACAAGCCCAUUUUGAGUCUUGGCGGGAAGCCGCUGGUGGGCUUGGAGGUCAUCAAAACAACCACCCGCCCUCCUACCACGACCCCACAACCCACUACCACAACUACCACUGUGCCCACCACCACCACAACACGGCCCACGACGGCUACCACCCGCCGCACGACCACCACCCGCCGCACGACCACCACCCGCCGCACCAUCACCACCACCCGCCCAAGGACCACAGUCCGAACCACUACGCAGCCCACCACCACCACCACCACCACUACCACCCCGGAACCCACCACCCCUGUCCCCACCUGUCCCCCUGGGACGCUGGAGCAGCACGAUGAGGAUGGCAACCUGAUAAUGGGCGCAAACGGGAUCCCAGAGUGCCACCCCGAGGAAGAUGAAUUCUCAGGCCUGGACACAGAAAUGCCCACAGAAGAGGCCUACGUCGUUUACGAUGAAGAUUAUGAGAUUGAGACCACAAGGCCACCGGCAACCACCCAGCCCUCGGCCACCACCCAGCCCUCGGCCACCACCCAGCCCUCGACCACCGCUGCCAUACCAAAGGUCAUCCCAGAGGAAGGCCCCAUCAGGUCCUUUCCUGAGGAAGAAUUUGAUGUGGCCGGACAGAAACGAUUUGUUGCUCCUUAUGUGACGUACCUGAGUAAAGAUCCAUCAGCCCCGUGCUCGCUGACUGAUGCUCUGGAUCAUUUCCAAGUGGAGAGCCUGGAUGAAAUUAUUCCAAACGACCUGAGGAAGAACGACCUGCCUCCUCAGCAUGCACCCCGCAACAUCACGGUGGUCGCCAUGGAAGGCUGCCACUCUUUUGUCAUCGUGGACUGGGACAAAGCCACCCCUGGAGAUGUGGUAACAGGGUACUUGGUCUACAGCGCAUCCUAUGAAGACUUCAUCAGGAACAAGUGGUCCACUCAGGCUUCCUCUGUGACUCACUUGCCCAUUGAGAACCUGAAGCCAAACACAAGGUACUACUUUAAAGUUCAAGCCAAAAAUCCUCACGGCUAUGGGCCCAUCAGCCCUUCGGUCUCUUUUGUUACAGAAUCAGAUAAUCCUCUACUUGUUGUGAGGCCACCAGGUGGUGAGCCCAUCUGGAUCCCGUUUGCUUUCAAACAUGACCCUGGCUACACCGACUGCCAUGGCCGGCAGUACGUGAAGCGGACGUGGUAUAGAAAGUUUGUGGGAGUCGUGCUCUGCAAUUCGCUGCGGUAUAAGAUCUAUCUCAGUGACAACCUGAAAGAUACAUUCUACAGCAUCGGAGAUAGCUGGGGAAGAGGCGAAGACCAUUGCCAGUUUGUGGAUUCCCACCUUGAUGGAAGAACAGGGCCUCAGUCCUAUGUAGAAGCCCUCCCUACCAUUCAAGGUUACUAUCGCCAGUAUCGCCAGGAGCCUGUCAGCUUUGGCCAAAUCGGUUUUGGAACCCCCUACUACUAUGUGGGCUGGUACGAGUGUGGGGUCUCCAUCCCAGGAAAGUGGUGA
Messenger RNA from Marmota flaviventris (yellow-bellied marmot), 5658 nucleotides. RefSeq names its product fibronectin type III domain containing 1 (gene Fndc1). The record is from RefSeq and is a predicted model, not a curated record. Lineage: Eukaryota; Metazoa; Chordata; Mammalia; Rodentia; Sciuridae. Gene Ontology annotation, molecular function: protein binding.